AUGAGCACGAAUGCGAACGAUGGGUUUGUGAGCAAUAUUUGCGCCGCAGCUGGUAUGGAUCGUCUCGUCAAAGAUAUAUUUGUUAUAUUCACCAGAGAGAGUUUCGAGAAAUCACUUGAUAUCUCAAAGCAUCCCGGAAUGUCGAAACAUGUCGCGGCUAUACACUACGUACCAUUGAGAAUGAAGGCAGUCAGCGAAGAUCAUUAUAAGCAUCUGCUGAAAGACGAGGAAUUGCAACCAAGAUCAGAAUCUCUGACUGAUAUGGUUCGUGAUCUUGAAGCUCGCAAUAAGAUUUUGUGA
Botrytis cinerea B05.10 is the source of this 300-nucleotide messenger RNA. RefSeq lists its product as hypothetical. Lineage: Eukaryota; Fungi; Ascomycota; Leotiomycetes; Helotiales; Sclerotiniaceae. The record is from RefSeq and is a predicted model, not a curated record. The transcript has 2 exons. Bases 1 to 300 code for a protein of 99 amino acids.